Sabethes cyaneus is the source of this 1769-nucleotide messenger RNA. RefSeq names its product fumarate hydratase, mitochondrial-like. Gene Ontology annotation, biological process: fumarate metabolic process; malate metabolic process; tricarboxylic acid cycle. The record is from RefSeq and is a predicted model, not a curated record. The transcript is spliced from 4 exons. Gene Ontology annotation, cellular component: mitochondrion; tricarboxylic acid cycle heteromeric enzyme complex. Gene Ontology annotation, molecular function: fumarate hydratase activity. NCBI's taxonomy places the organism in Eukaryota, Metazoa, Arthropoda, Insecta, Diptera, Culicidae. Bases 182 to 1693 code for a protein of 503 amino acids.
GUAUUCCGCUCUGUGCAUCAACGACGAGUUCCCAAAACAAACGCAAUCCAACGUUAUCCAUUGACGUCUGUGCUGUGCAAGUGUGCAAAGUAGGGAGCGGAUACAGAGUGUCGAAAGUUUUCUUCUCAAGACCGGGGUGCCGUGCGUGUCGUGAUCGUGAUAGUACAAAAGCAUAAGAGAAAUGGCUUGCAGAAUGUUUCAUCUGACCCGAGCCGUGCUACGAGGACAGCAACAGCUGAAGCUGAUAGCUGCUGCCCAGGUCCGGGCGCUGUCCACCACAGCUAAGACCAGCAAAGAUGUUGGAUUCCGAACCGAGUCGGAUACGUUCGGCGAGCUCAAGGUUCCCAACGAUAAGUACUAUGGUGCCCAGACCGUGCGCUCAACGAUGAACUUUCCCAUCGGUGGACCUACCGAGAGAAUGCCGCAACCGGUCAUCACAGCAAUGGGUAUUCUGAAGAAAGCCGCCGCACUCGUCAACAAGGAGUACGGACUGGAUCCGAAGGUUGCCGAUGCCAUUUCCCAGGCAGCGGAUGACGUUAUUUCCGGAAAGUUGUACGACGAUCACUUUCCACUGGUCAUUUGGCAAACCGGUUCCGGCACGCAGACCAAUAUGAACGUCAACGAGGUUAUCAGUAAUCGGGCUAUUGAGCUGCUUGGAGGAACCCUAGGUUCUAAGACACCGGUUCAUCCGAACGAUCACGUCAACAAAUCGCAAUCCUCGAACGACACCUUCCCGACAGCGAUUCACAUCUCCGUUGCCCGGGAGCUGACUGGCAAUCUGAAGCCAGCCAUUCAAAUUUUACACGAUGCCCUAAAAGCUAAAUCAGAUGAAUUCAAAGACAUCAUCAAGAUCGGUCGUACGCACACUCAGGAUGCGGUUCCGCUGACCCUCGGACAGGAAUUCAGCGGCUACGUGCAGCAGAUGACGUUUGCCCUGCAGCGUAUCGAAGCUUGUCUGCCCCGUGUUUAUAUGCUCGCUCUGGGUGGAACGGCCGUCGGAACUGGCCUGAACACUCGUAUCGGAUUCGCUGAAAAGUGUGCUGCCAAAAUUUCCGAACUCACUGGACUGCCGUUCGUCACUGCCCCGAACAAGUUUGAAGCACUGGCUGCUCGCGAUGCGAUGGUGGAGGUUUCCGGGUGUUUGAACACGAUUGCCGUCAGCUGUAUGAAGAUUGCAAACGAUAUCCGGUUUCUUGGUUCCGGUCCUCGGUGCGGGUUGGGUGAGCUGAGUCUGCCCGAAAACGAACCGGGCAGUUCGAUCAUGCCCGGAAAGGUGAACCCGACUCAGUGCGAAGCCAUGACCAUGGUUUGCGCCCAGGUGAUGGGUAACAACAUAGCCGUUACCGUUGGUGGUUCGAAUGGACACUUUGAACUGAACGUUUUCAAGCCAUUGGUCGUGUCCAAUGUUCUGCGUUCGAUUCGAUUGCUCUCGGACAGUGCUCGCACCUUCACGAAGAACUGCGUGGUCGGCAUCCAGGCGAACCGGGCAAACAUCGACAAGAUUAUGAACGAAUCGCUGAUGCUGGUGACGGCGUUGAAUCCUCACAUCGGCUACGAUAAGGCAGCUAAGAUUGCCAAAACGGCACACAAGGAGGGAACCACGCUGAAGCAGGCCGCACUCAAGCUGGGCUAUCUGAACGAGCAGCAAUUCAACGAGUGGGUCCGCCCGGAGAACAUGCUCGGACCGAAGUAAAGGUAUUGUUUGUAUUUUUUUUUGUUUUAUUAUUAUUAUUUUUUUGUUUCUGAAAGAAAUUUGCUACUAAAGUAUU